AGGGAGAGGAAGGCAAUGUCAGGGAAAUUGGGAAGGGCAGGCAGGACGCCAGGGACGCCACGUACUGCCAGGUUCACAACGAGGUGGGGCCAAAGGGGCGGGCCCCGCCGUGCGCCCGGCGCUGAGCUCACGGGUUGCUGCACCCGGCCCAGGAUCGCGGGCGGUGCAGACUCAGCUGGGGCGGGUGCAAGGACGAGGCGGGGCCUCUGCGCCCGGCCCUCUUCCCGGACUAUAAAGGGAGCCGCCGGCUGCUGUGCUCCACUACGCUUUUCAUCUGUCCUGCUGCGUGUUUUCCUCUUGAUCGGGAACUCUUGCUUCUCCUUGCCUCGCAAUGGACCCCAACUGCUCCUGCUCACCUGGUGGUUCCUGUGCCUGCGCCGGCUCCUGCAAAUGCAAAGAGUGCAAAUGCACCUCCUGCAAGAAGAGUGAGUGCGGGGCCUUCCUUGCGAAUCUGGGGGAUGGGCCAAGUUAGAGCAGGGAACCCAGAGCUCUGCAGGCAGGGGCAGGCCAAUGACCAGCUUCCCCAAACCCCUCCUUCAACACCUGAUUCAGAAUCAGACCUCAAGUUGCCUUAAAAAUGGGUGAGUCCCAGCCUCUUAUUACCCAACUAGAAACUGAGGCCCAGAGAGGUUACCAGAUAGUGUUGGGAACAAAGCUCUCCUGCCUCCUGAUGCAGCCUUCUUAACCCUUCUGGGUCCUGAAGCACUUAAGGCCCAGGAUCUGGAAGACCCCGGGUGAUUUCAAACCUAAUGAUCCAGCCCUUUCCUGCAGGGGCAGCCCAGAGCUUCCCUAGCCUUCCCCAGAACUGCUGUCAGGGGUUUGCCCCCGUCCGGUUGUGAAGACUUUCCUCAUUUAAGUGUAGGUUUUGGGGAACUGGCCUCCUUUUGUUGCUGUACCCCCAAUCACUACCUGUCCAGUCUUCUGUCCUGUCCCAGACUCAGGUGGGGCUGGGCAGCUUUUUCAUAUAAAACCCUCAUCCCAAAGAUCCACCAGUUCUCUUCUGACAAAGCCAUGCCAUCCUGAAACAAUGGUCCUCUGGGGCUGGAGGCAGGGCUCGAGCCAGGCCUCUGUUGGGGCAGGGAGGUGCCUGAUUGAGUCUGCUCUGACCUCUCACUCUCCCUUUCUUCUCCAGGCUGCUGCUCCUGCUGCCCUGUGGGCUGUGCCAAGUGUGCCCAGGGCUGCAUCUGCAAAGGGACGUCAGACAAGUGCAGCUGCUGUGCCUGAUGUCAGGACAGCCCUGCUCUCAGAUGUAAAUAGAGCAACCUGUAUAAACCUGGAUUUUUUGUUUGUUUGUUUGUUUUUGUGCAACCCUGACCCGUUUGCUACAUCUGUUUUUCUAUGAAAUAUGUGAAUGGCAAUAAAUUCAUCUAGACUA
Pongo pygmaeus (Bornean orangutan) is the source of this 1375-nucleotide messenger RNA. It is a transcript of the gene MT1X, whose product is annotated as metallothionein 1X. Gene Ontology annotation, cellular component: cytoplasm; nucleus. The transcript has 2 exons. Gene Ontology annotation, molecular function: metal ion binding. Gene Ontology annotation, biological process: cellular response to zinc ion; cellular response to copper ion; detoxification of copper ion. The record is from RefSeq and is a predicted model, not a curated record. Lineage: Eukaryota; Metazoa; Chordata; Mammalia; Primates; Hominidae. The coding region runs from base 16 to 429 and encodes 137 amino acids.